This is a messenger RNA of Chrysoperla carnea, 1325 nucleotides long. RefSeq names its product putative E3 ubiquitin-protein ligase UBR7. Bases 135 to 1235 code for a protein of 366 amino acids. Gene Ontology annotation, molecular function: ubiquitin protein ligase activity; zinc ion binding. NCBI's taxonomy places the organism in Eukaryota, Metazoa, Arthropoda, Insecta, Neuroptera, Chrysopidae. The transcript has 2 exons. The record is from RefSeq and is a predicted model, not a curated record. Gene Ontology annotation, cellular component: cytoplasm.
UUUGUCGUAUAAUUUGUCUUUUCACAAAACAGUUUACAAUUUUCACAAGAGUUCAAAGUAAAAUUGUUUUACUUUGAAAAAAAUUAAAAGUUGAUAACAAUUAAAAGAACUUAUAAUAACAACAAAAUAAAGAAAUGGCUUCUGAUUUAAAUGAAAGACAGCAAGAAGUCGAUGAAGAUAUGGAAGAAGUUGUAACUAUGGUGGAUGUUCUUCAAGAAGAACAAGAUCUUGAAGAAGAUACUAAAGCUGUAUUGGGUGCUAGUGAUGCACAAAAUUGUACUUACAAUAAGGGCUACGUAAAACGGCAAGCUUUAUAUGCAUGCAUGACUUGUAUUCCACAAACAGAAGAGGAUGAUCUGGGACAAUUAGCUGGUGUAUGUUUAGCAUGUAGUUACAAAUGCCAUGAAGGUCACACUUUAAUUGAAUUGUACACAAAACGUAACUUCCGUUGCGAUUGUGGAAAUUCAAAAUUUGGAUCGAAAAAAUGUAGUUUCAUUGAUGAAAAAGAUGAAUGCAAUGAAAAUAAUGUGUACAAUCAAAAUUUUGUUGGUUUGUAUUGCAUUUGUAAACGACCAUAUCCUGAUCCUGAAUCAAAUGUCAGUGAUGAAAUGAUUCAGUGUACAAUAUGUGAGGAUUGGUAUCAUUUUCGACAUUUAGAAACAAAUGAGAAAACUGUACCAGAAAAUUAUGGUGAAAUGGUAUGUCAAUGUUGUAUGGACAAGUAUCAAUUUUUGAAACAAUAUUCAUCGAUGAUUAUCGGCUACGAGAAUAAAAAAGUACAAGAUGAAAACGUGGAAGUGGAGAAGGUUGAAGAGCAUGAGAAAGAUUGCAAAUUACCGAAUGGAAAAAUUGAAGAAAAUUUUGCAGCGUUUAUGGUUUCAAAUUGGCGACAACAGCUUUGUCGAUGUGCAGGUUGUAUUGAAAUGUAUGAAGUGCACGGCGUUGAAUUUAUAAUCGAUGAAGAAGAUAGUGUUCAAUUUUAUGAAGAAAAGGGUAAAGCAUCGCAAAUGACUUCACAGUAUGAAGCUGGUAUGGAAGCAUUAUCAAGUUUAGAACGUGUUCAACAAGUUGAAGCUAUUGCUGAAUAUAAUGAUAUGAAAAAUCACUUAAAAGAAUAUUUACAAAAGUUUGUUGAUAAUAAGAAAAUUGUUAGAGAAGAAGAUAUACGAGAAUUUUUUUCAUCAAUGUCAGCUAGAAAAAGACAACGUGUUGACUUACCUUCAUUUUGCCGUUAAUGUUAAUUUUUUUUUAUUGUAUUUCGUGUGAGUUGAUCAGACAACGUUUUUAAGUAUUUAUGGAAAAUUUUGAAAAAUUUAUUGAUAAAC